Spodoptera exigua (beet armyworm) is the source of this 2135-nucleotide messenger RNA. The record is from the annotation of a GenBank genome assembly. Lineage: Eukaryota; Metazoa; Arthropoda; Insecta; Lepidoptera; Noctuidae.
UGAACGAAACGAAACGUCAACAUUAUUUGUCAUCCGUUGUACGCGUAAUUUAUAUCCGUUUUGGGAAGUGAGUGAAAAUAAUCAUAAAUUUUGUGUAAAACAAGGAAAAAUAUUGGUGUAUUUAAGUGAUAUUUGAAAGUAGUUUACAUCAUCAGCAAUGGGUGACGCGUGUCAGGCUUGCCUCGCCCGGGUACCCCAUGCCACACUCAUCGCAACGAUUAUGUGUUGCCUGGGCGUGGGUGUGUUCUGCGGGACUAUGUAUCGGGGCUCAGCGCUUUCAAUACUAAUGUUCGAUGAAGUAUUUCACUUUCGAUUAAUAUGGAUUGAAGCGCUACAAAUGAUAUUCAUAGUAGGCAGUGCUUGUAUGGCAGCUCUGGGCUUCAUGCUUUUGUGUUUGGGUUGUUUGACAACAGGCGCCACCAGGCAGAAAGUUUACCGGGCCUGGAGAGCCCGCGUCGGAGGCCGGAUAUCUUGCGCAGUGUUUAUGAUCAUAACGUACAUUUUAACUUUUGUAUGGAUCAUGUUACUAGGGUUCCUAGUUAUUACGACAUUCUUAUUUACCAUAUUCUGGAAACUAUGUUCGAAACCGAAAAAUAUCGACUUAUCGACGUGUAUUGACUUUACUCAAUUUGACUUCAUGUUCCCUUCGAGUGUCAAACAAGAGGAUAUGAGAAUAUGUGAGGCACACAAGAUAAAGUUGUUCUGCAAAGACUAUGUAGAGAAAGCAGAAUUCAUGUUCAUUCUGGCCAUGGUGUCAUGUAUACUUGUAAUAUUGAGCUUGGUGCAUUACCUGAUGUGUCUGUCAGCUAACUAUGCCCACAUCCGGGACCAUGAGAAGUUCCAGGAGUUGCAGGAACUGCAAUACUUGACCAACCCUGACUUGCAUGCCUCUAAAGAUCGUUUCUAGUAUAUGGCCCGCGCACCUCUCCUGCGCUCCUUAGAAGCUACGACUAAAAUGUGACAAAAUUAAACAAUUGACUGUACUUUUUGAAAAAUUUGGUGUUCACUGACAAAUUGAAUAUAAUGAAAAGACUGACAUUCAGUGAAUGGUUACUGGAAGUGUAGCUGUCUAGUUGUAACUAAACAUGUACCUAUUGUAUUUCACAUAUCUUAUUUCCCAAUGAUUUAACGAUUCUGUCCACACUUUAGAACAUUCCUUUAUUAGAUGUUAUCAGAUAAUUUGUUAAAUAAAAACAAAUAUUUAAAUGUUUAGGUGCUUAUCUAAGUAUUACUUUGUCUUUGUUUAUUUGACUUGUAUUUGUAACCUAGUAAGUGUAUUAUUAUAAGAUAUCACCUUAUUAUUGAUGUGACUUUUGUAUAUCUAUACAAUAUUUAUAAACUAUUUACUUUUUAUUGUUGCCUCCGCCUUUGUAUGAUUACUAUACAAACAAAAGAACAUUGGUAAAAAAUAUCUUUCAGAGAUAUCACUUAGUUUGGCAAAUGAACAUGUUCUUGUUCAAAGUUUAGUACAAGAUAUAUUUUACUGAAGGACUCAAUUGUUUAUAUGCAAGUAGACGAAACCAUAAGUUGUUCAUUUAAUUAAAGCAAGAAGUUAGUUGUAAGUAAUUAAAUUAGUAGACUGAAAUUUUACCUAUGAAACAAUACUUAUUUGAAAUUUUAUUUUUUAAGCUUCACUAUCAAUGUGGAAUAAAGAUGCAUUUAAUCCUAAUACAGCAAAUCUUCUUGGUAUUUUUUUUUAAACUCUAUGGUGCAGCUAUUGGAGCAGCAAUGUAAAAAAAAAACGCCUUUUAAGAGGUAUAUUUAACUUACCUAAUUUCUUUUAAACUCUUCUAGAAUUCUGAUCAGCUUUAUCUUAAUAUUGUAUCCUUAAAUAAAUUUUUAUAUAAAAUUAUUAGCCAGUUAAUAAAAAAACAUGCAAAUGUAUUUUUUUAUAAAAAAAUAUUAUGCCUACGAAAAUAUGCCAUAGUCAAGACAACUUUUUAUUUUGAAACACAAUGUUUGGAUUGUAAAGUUGCAUUUAUUUUGUUGAUACCUACUAGGAUAUAAUUUUAUAUUAAUAAUAUUGACGAUUUUGUACACCUAUACUAGUACCUAAGUAAUGUUAAGUUGCACUUAAAUAUGUAAGUGAAAAUGUAUGAAAUCAGUUAGGUUUUAUAAUAAAUGUUCGUUUUUUU